GUAUGCUUGUCAGUUCAUCCCGCAAGUUGUUGUGACGUCUGCCUCGAUCCCUACUCUAUCUCUUCAGAACCCGCCAAUUCUCCACAUGCAAUCGCUUGUGGUCACAUCUUCUGUCUCACGUGCCUUCGCUCCUUAUUACCAAGUGCAUGUCCACUUUGCCGCAAACCUUUCCAGUCAGAUCGUGUCAAGAAACUUCACCUUGCGAAUCCACCCGAAUUAGAUGAUGCUGAACAGAAUGCUAUCGAUGCUCAUGCCAGCCUCCUCCUCCAGCACAUAGCUCUAGUCUCAGGUGAAGACACUCCCGAGGUAGAUGUCGUUGAAGUAGUCACCGAAGUGCAGGAAUGGCUGCAGUCUCAACCGGAUGACCCUAAUUCUCAUAUGGCUCUUCGAGCUGCCGUGACUUCCCUUCAGCGAUACAAAGCUCUUCAAGAUCAGAGCGAGCGUGAAAAAGCAGAAUAUCGUCGCCUCCGAAGCCAACUUCGGAACAACAAGCGAAAUGCGGACCACGACUCCAAAACAUCUCGCGCAGUGGAAGAAAGUCUACUUUCCAGGAUUCAAGAAAUAGAGAAUGAACAUGCUCUAGAGCUGUCCCAAUUGCAUUCUGAGCUAGAAAACCUUAGAAACCCGCAACCCCGAUAUCGCAACACCAGUAACCCCCUCCCCGCGCCUCCAGAGCCCCUGCCAAUCGAUCGAUUCCCGACCUUUGCAAGGCCUGGCGGAGGUCUCGACCCUCUCCUGGGCGGCGCCGUUCCAUAUCCCGCACCACCUCCACGGGAUAACACCACCCACGUCAAUGGCGAUGCCCACGCCUCAGGAUCUAAGGGGACAAGCUCAUCCCAUAAGCCAGUUCCUCAUCCCCCCAAGACCCUACCUAUAUCCAAUACCAGACCUCCCGAGGUUCCUCGGGUAGAAGAACACUGGACAGACAACACGCGACGGCCCCGUGCAUCAUCCAUACACAGCCGUGCACCUGAGUCUCAGCCGAAAAUAAACAUCACGGCCCGCGGAGCACACAUCCCUCCCAGCGCUGGCCGUAUAAAUCCUUCUCCCACCUGGGCAGCGCGCCCCCUCGUCAUGAGGAGCAGCACUAAUGUCAGCGCAGACGUAGCGAAUAAUCUGUCCACGCGAUUAGCAUCCGCCGCAGCUUACGUCUCAGGCUAUGGCUCAGGGUACGAAUCAGGCUAUCAGCUAAUCAGUGCUCCGUACAUGUCGUCGACUGGUGGCAAUGAAAGGGCCUUUCCGUUGUUAGAGACGCAAUCACCAGAACAAGUCACGGAUGUUCUGGGCUUGAUCGACUCGUCGGGAGACGACCAUACGACGCCUGUGGCUCGAGCACGACCCGUUCCCAGACGGGCUGUGACUGAAACCGCUCGAGCGGAUAAUAUUUCUAGAGGUUAUCCAGACGUACCGCUUGGUUCACUACCACCUGUGAAUGGUAUGCGACGCCGGGCGACGGUGCAGAACGUUGUUCAGGCGGCUCGAGUGGGGAAUGUUUCCAGGGGUCUUUCGGAUGUGCCUCUGCUUGGUACGCCACCGCCUGAUAAUGGCGUGGGACGCCGAGCGGCGGUGCAGAGUGUCGGCCAGGUUCUUGGUUUCGAUGUUGGGUUACCGAUGUCGAAUGGGAACGUAGUAGUAGGAUCGGUGCGUUUGAAUGACAGCGCAGCCGGCUCUGCCCGUCUCAACGAUGGGGCACCGUCCCGUCCCAACGACACACAAAUCCGCAUGCCUAGACCCCGAGCACUUAUCCCUUCCCUGGAUCCAACACCAGACGCAGAAAGCCCAAGAAGCGCUACCACAUGGGGAACCAUAUCCACCUCACGAGCAGGCAGCAUGGAUCACCUCGGCCUCCUAGGGCUGCACAACGGGGGCGUGCGUGGGCAGGGGAGCAUUGCCGGCGAGUCUAUAAUAGGUCGCCUAGAGUCAGACGAAGAUACAACAGAUGAGGACGGAGAAGAUAUCAGCGUGACACCUGUUAUACCCAUACCUACCGCUGAACCAGAUGCAUUGGGUCUUAUUCUUGAAGAUGGAGGGGAUGUGGAUUAUGCGGUGCAUGAUGAGGAGUGGAGGUAUCGUGCGCAGUCUUCGUAUGCUGCGAGUCGUACUUCUUUUCCACCCGGUCCCACCUCACGUCCACCAAAUCACACCUCUCGCCCUCCAAAUCACACCUCUCGCCCUCCAAAUCGCCUCUCUCAUGUCCAAUCCUCUCGCACCCAGCACACUUAUAAUCGUCGACAUACAUCGCAACCAACGGGAUACGAAGAAGGGACGACAACGCGCGUUCCCAGUGGCAGUUCUUCAUAUACGAAUAGCAACGCGCUAUCGCUCCAUUUUGAUGCUUCGCUUUCGAUGCACGAUCAUGCUGCGCGUCCUUUGACAGGCGCUGGGGGUGGUUCUUUUACAAGUACCGGGCAUGGUCCGUCUACAAACACCGGGCAUGGUUCUUUCACAAGUGGAGGACAUGGUCCUUUUUCAAAUACAGGGAAUGUCGACGGCCCACAGAUCGUCGCUCCUACUCCAGUCGUUGGUGGGCCUAAUAUCGUGCAUAUGUGGGCUAAUCGCACAUGACUGGCGCUUCUGAUAUAUACGUAUGGUUCUUUUUAUCUGGAAUCUGGAUUAUCCCUCCUUUUCCCCGUUUGUUUUUUGUCGCUGAGUUUUUGUUCUCACCGCACUCAUUUCACUUACUAUAAACAUAAGAUAGACACUGGUUUGUUGUUACCUGUCAUCCGUUCGUUGUUGUGCUAUCUAUCUCCUUUGUUGGGGUUGUUUGUAUUAUUAAAUGUUUCCGUCAUCCACUGUACGUCGUGAUCUAUCGUAACUAACAUUGAACUGCCACAAUCUGUACUAUUGCCGUUAGAUGAUGAGCGGGUUGAAUUCGGCUUUGAUGGGAUCGGUACUAUGAUACUGGGGUUUGAGAUCAUCGAUCCGCAUGACAUGAGACGAUAAGCUCUUUUAAUAUUUUGCUAGCUGUGGGUGGAUCAAGUGGACUGCAUCGGAC
Molecule: messenger RNA, 2995 nt
Organism: Suillus subalutaceus
Lineage: Eukaryota; Fungi; Basidiomycota; Agaricomycetes; Boletales; Suillaceae
Exons: 6
Biological process (GO): protein ubiquitination; ubiquitin-dependent protein catabolic process
Cellular component (GO): ubiquitin ligase complex; cytosol
Molecular function (GO): ubiquitin protein ligase activity
Source: RefSeq, a predicted model, not a curated record